Messenger RNA from Colletotrichum chrysophilum, 1053 nucleotides. RefSeq lists its product as uncharacterized. Gene Ontology annotation, molecular function: oxidoreductase activity, acting on paired donors, with incorporation or reduction of molecular oxygen; monooxygenase activity; iron ion binding. The coding region runs from base 1 to 1053 and encodes 350 amino acids. The record is from RefSeq and is a predicted model, not a curated record. The transcript is spliced from 4 exons. NCBI's taxonomy places the organism in Eukaryota, Fungi, Ascomycota, Sordariomycetes, Glomerellales, Glomerellaceae.
AUGGCUUGGUUCUUCACCCUUCUCAGUCCUCGGGGCCUUGAUAUCAUAUCUAUAAUCUUGUACCUGCUCGCUUUCUACGUCGUCGCAAAGUACACCCACCGAGCUCUCUUAUGCCCCUUGUCCAAAUUCCCUGGGCCCAGGCUUGCUGGAAUCACCAAGCUUUACGAGGCAUACCACGUUCUGAUCAGGGACGACUGGCUCGAGAACCUUGAGUCGCUGCACGGCCCAGUGGUCAGAAUCGGCCCAAACGAGCUGCACUUCACUGACCACCAGUUCUGUCUGGAGUAUCACAAGCGUCCAGAACUCCUGAAAUGCGACAACUACUACGGACUUCUCAAUAAACUCCUCGGAGGCUUGGCGAGUCCGACGAAACACAUUCAAAGAGCAUCAGCAGUGCGACCUAUAUUCUCAGGGAAGACGCUGGCACAGUUCACACCAACUCUAGACAGCCAUCUUGAGUCUUUCUACAAACGUCUCAACGAUGUUGCCGGGACCGAAGACGCCGUCAACUUGACGCACUACUUUUGGGCUUUCACCAACGACGUUAUGGUGUCAUAUCUCGUCGAAGAGGACUAUGGGUUUCUGAGGAUCUUCGACCUAGAAGCCGUACACAACAAGACUCGAGCGUUCAGCGCGAUUGACCUCGCCACCGUCUUGAGAUGCAUGCCUCCCGUUAAGUUCAUCUUCGACCAUCUUCCUAUCCUUCGAUCCUACUCACCACUGGGUUGGCUUGAUACUCUCGUCAGCAAUCACGUUAAACCUAUCGUGAAGUCAUGGGACGAUGAGAAUAGCUACGAGGGCAUUCUAGCUCGCAUGUUCAACGAAAUUGGCAGCGAGACUCUCGCCAUCCAUGAGUCAUCGCAGGCUAUCUUCAUCGGAAACGAGUCGCUUCUCAGUAACCUCACGUUCCUACUGCAUCACCUGGUACAAAACCCGGAUUGUAUCAAGAAACUGAGGAAUGAGCUCGACACACUUGAUCUUGGCUUGUAUGGCCACAGAAUCUGGCGAGACCCGAGGGUGCUGCAGUUGAGGUAUCUGGUGGCUAGGAAUUGA